GUGAAUCUAAUGUCAUAUGCAACUUUAAAAUUUGCAUGGAUAUGACAAUUUUAAAAAUGAGCAUAAUAUGAGUAUAAAUUGAGCAUACAUAAUUUACAAAAUGAGUAUUGAUAUGAAACUCAUAAGUUUUUUUAUUGAACUUCAAGACAUUUUUAUUGAACAUCAAACCUCCUGUAUUGAGUAUUGAAAACAUGCAAUUGGGUAUCAUGUUAUGUGCUUCUAUAUCUAUAAUGAACUCCUGCAUGAAUCUGAUUUAAUUAAUAUGAUACCUUUGAAAUAUGAAAUUAUAUGAGAUUUUAAAAUGAACAUAAUGUCAGUACCAAAUGAGCAUACAUCACUUACAAAAUGAGUAUCGAAAGAAAGUAUUUUAAAUCGCUAAUGUGCUCAAAUCCUCAUUUGUCUAUGCUCAUUUCGUUUAAACUUAUGCUCAUUUGGUAUGUGAGAGCACGCGACAAGGGUUAUUGGAUUGAUUUGUCAAGUCAAUCUCAGUGGAAUCUAGUCUAUACAGAGCAUUAACGUUGUCAUAUAGAAUCUCUACAGCACAAAGAUGGAGGAACAGUAACGAAUCAGAGACGCCUAAAUUCUGACGGACCGGGGCACGGGCUUUUGGGCAAUCCAGGCUAAACUCGAACGAAGUAUUUCAAUCUAUUGUGAAAGGAAUGAAAAAGGAAAAGUGUUGAAUAAAGAAAAGUAGAAAACGAUCAUUAUUGCUCUGUGAAAUCAAGAUGGGAAAACAAGGAUUGAAGCAGCAACGAUUCUAUCUCUUUCCAGUUUUGUAUGCUUCAAAAAACCAAUCUUUCGUCAGCAGAUAAGUUCUUCUCCGCGCGGUAUCCUGCUCCCCCUCUACUGCCCUGCUUCUGGAGACACAAAUACGAGCUUCAUCAGACCUUCAAUGGAAAAUUCUGUUUGUCGGCAACCAAUCUUUCCUCAGCAGAUCACUUCUUCUCCGGCGGCGUCCUGCUCCCCCUCUACUGCCCUGCAUCCGGAGACACAAAUAUGAGCUUCACCGGACCUUCAAUGGAAAACUCUAUUUGUCGGCUGAUGUCAACGGAUAAGGUUGGUGCAACAUAUGUAUGGAGCAAGAGAAGAAGCCUUAAAGUUGCGUGGAAUUACAAAAUAACCGGGUGUACGCGUACACCUGGGUGUACCAUAUAAUUUGCGGAGGGAGAGGCCACAGAGAGUUGUCUGUUAAUCUCCAGGUUUUGAUUCGUCAUGCCUGUUGAGUGGCUUCCUCUAUUCACGAUCUUGAAAGCCGAUGAAUCGGCGGAUCCAAUGAACUUAGCGGCGCAUAAUCCUAGCCAAUGAAUCCAAUCUUGCUCAUAAAUCUCUCUCCAUAUAGAAAUCUCGUUAGUCCACCACUUUCAUCACUUUCUCUAUUUUUCAAGUUGCAACGGUUUUACAUCAAUGCUUACAUUGAGAUUAAGAGUAUAUGUCAGGGUUCUUUAACAUCUACUUGUGGUUCUGGAGUUUGGAAAUUACUCUAACAUUAUCAAAUCAAAAUUUUUUGGACUAAAAUGUUUUCAUUAGAUGCUGAAAUAGUACACCGAAUAAAUACUUUUUCAUUUGUCUAGCCAAUGUAUUCGAUGAUCGAUGAUUCAAACAAAGGAAUGGAUAGCCUCAUAGCCACAUGAGAGCUUGUUAUUGAUUGAUCAAUUAAAUGUAAAAUUAAUUGUCCAACAAUCCAAUUAAUCUAAAACAUACAGAGAGAUCCUUCACUUCACUGCUUCUAUGUCCAAGAAACUUGUAUUCGCACAACACAACACCAUCAAUAGUGCCGUCGCCGGUUGGACUUCAUCCCUCUUCAGUUUGUGGUCUAUUUCAAGGACGGUUAUUAGCCUUAGGGGUAACUUAGGUAUUUAGAAUAUUUUUAUUAAUUAUUAUUUAAUUUAAGGGCUGUGAAUAGUAAUCAGGGGGCUGUGAAUAGAAUUACCCAUAGUAAAUAAGUACGUCUUAUGUGUAUAGAUACCCCAAUCAAUUACACAUUUUUUAGAUACGGAGUAAUUGAUUAGAGAUGAAGUAAUCCCUAAAAAAAUGAAAUAGUAUGAUUCAAUACAUCAUGGAAAACUAAAUGUGUGUAGAUUUAGUAAGAACGGGCAGAUAGAUUUUUGCAAAACUACCGCACGACCCAAAAAAUUCCAGAAAUCGUUUCCUUAGAAGAUGGAGAAUUCAAUAGUUUUGACAUGUGUACCUAGGGAGAUCGUGAAGUUGGCAGAGAGAAAGCGGAAGAGAUACCCGGCCAUGUCUUCACCCUAUAUAUCGUGGCGGAUCCAGACAUCGGAGCUCAGGGUAUGCACAUAUAUACUCCGUAGUAGGUAGCAGUAUAAAAAAAUUACGACAUUACACUACACCGACAAGACGACCCACCUUCAUAAUUUUUACAACACGUUUUCCCUCCUCCGUCUCUUAAAAUUUUACCAUAUUUGAAUCUUUUGAUUUAUGAAAUUGAACUUUGAAUUUCUAUACAUAUUUAUUAGAAAUUAUUUAUAAUAUACAAAUAAUAUGAGUGUUCGCUGUUAAAAAUGUUAUCAUAAAAGUAUAUGUACAAAAACAUUAUACAUCAAUAUGUAUAAACAAUACAAAAGAUAUCGGAUUAAUAAUAGUAAAAAAUGAAAUUUAAAGAAUCCUAACUGAUUCAUAUUCACUUCGUGAUUCAAUAGAGAAAAAUAAUAUGGAGAAAAACACUUGCAAAAUUGCUAUAAAAAAUAAUGAUGUAGACAAAAAAUAGCUCAAGAGGUCACGAAUAGGUUGAAAUUGGGUGGAGGACAAAGCAAGAGACGGGUGGGAGGCUCAAAUGUUCAAUGCUCUGCGCCUGUGCUCAGAGGAAUUCAAAGUCAAAUUCAAAUACGUAGUAUUUUAGUUUAACUGGACCUACAAUAAUGUAGCCGUGUAGCCUGUGCAGGUCAGAAUACUAUAGAUCCACCCCUGCCUAUAUAUCUUUGAACUUUUCGUGGAAGUGUUUUGUGGUUAAGCAAC
Messenger RNA from Cuscuta epithymum, 2973 nucleotides. Lineage: Eukaryota; Viridiplantae; Streptophyta; Magnoliopsida; Solanales; Convolvulaceae. The record is from the annotation of a GenBank genome assembly.